AUGGGAAUGCAUCCUCCCAACAUUCGGACAAACUGUUGCGGUGGUGAAAACCGUAAUGAAGCGAAUCUCAAGUAUGCGCACGUGAUUCUUGCUGGUGAAGGCGCCGCCGGAAACAACGCCAAAGCUGUCGCCGCGCAGGCCGUUCUUCUCACGGCUCUCGGAAACUCGUCCCCGGUCAAGUUUUCAACGGUGAACAGCGGAGUUCUCGCCAACGCCGUCGGGGCCGAUGCCUCGUUCAGCGCCUUCCAGGCAGUUCACUCCGACAGCGGAAUUGCUGGAGUCUACCUUGUCGCUGAGCCAUCCAAGAUUUCCAAGGUCGUCCAUUCUGUUGUCGGAGCCCUCAAGUCGUUCAAGGUCACCGAUAUUGAUGCCAUCAAGAAACAAGCACACAACAACGCCUUGAGAGCCAAGGCUCAUUCCGAUGUGUAUUCUGUGGAGCGCGCCAGCCAGCUCAUCAUCUCUCAAGACAACUAUAUCAAUCUUAUUCCAAAUGUGACGUCGUCUGAUGUUGAAGCCGCCGCUCAACGAAUUCUCAAGAAGGUCUCCCUUUCAAGUUACGGAGAUGUCGACAAUGUUCCAUACCUCGACACCCUUUAA
Molecule: messenger RNA, 597 nt
Organism: Caenorhabditis bovis
Lineage: Eukaryota; Metazoa; Nematoda; Chromadorea; Rhabditida; Rhabditidae
Source: the annotation of a GenBank genome assembly